Messenger RNA from Onychostruthus taczanowskii (white-rumped snowfinch), 1209 nucleotides. Its product is annotated as opsin-5-like. Gene Ontology annotation, cellular component: membrane. Gene Ontology annotation, biological process: G protein-coupled receptor signaling pathway; visual perception. Gene Ontology annotation, molecular function: G protein-coupled receptor activity. The transcript has 5 exons. Bases 1 to 1209 code for a protein of 402 amino acids. NCBI's taxonomy places the organism in Eukaryota, Metazoa, Chordata, Aves, Passeriformes, Passeridae. The record is from RefSeq and is a predicted model, not a curated record.
AUGGGGAAUGCAUCCAACACCUCAGUGUUCACCUCCACCUUAUCGGAGAGAGAAGACCUGAUUUUUGGCACUCUCUAUUUGGUCUUUGGCGUCCUGUCCCUGUCUGGGAACUCUCUGCUGCUGCUGGUGGCCCAUCAGAAGAGGUCCCUGCUGAAACCUGCCGAGCUCUUCAUCGUCAACCUGGCCGUCAGCGACCUGAGCAUGACGGUGACGCUCUUCCCCCUGGCCACCUCCUCCUUCUUCGCACACAGGUGGCUCUUCGAGCAGGCCCUGUGCACGCUCUACGCCUUCUGCGGGGUGCUGUUCGGGCUGUGCAGCCUGGGCAGCCUGACGGUGCUCAGCACGCUCUGCUGCCUCAAGGUCUGCUACCCGGCAUACGGGAGCAGGUUCUCGCGGGGCCACGCCGCCGGGCUGCUGCCGGCCGUGUGGGCCUACGCCCUGGCCUUCGCCAGCGCGCCCCUGGCCCGCUGGGGCAGCUACGGCCCCGAGCCCUACGGGACAGCCUGCUGCGUCACCUGGGAGGCCUCCGGCCGGGGGGCCAUGCUCUACAUCCUCGCCCUCUUCAUCUUCUGCUACCUGCUGCCCUGCCUGCUCAUCCUGGCGUCCUACGCGCUGAUCCUGUGGACGGUGUGGGCGUCGCGGAGAGCCGUGAGGCAGCACACGUCCCCCCGGCGCGGGGCCCGCGGCCUGCACGGCCUGCUCCUCAGGCUGAGCAUCGCCGUGUGCCUGGGGUUCCUGGCUGCCUGGACUCCCUACGCCGUGCUGGCGCUGUGGGCGCUGCUGGGGGACGCCAGCCAGGUGCCGGCGCUGGCCUUCGUGCUCUCGGCCGUCCUUGCCAAGUCCUCGGCGCUCUACAACCCGCUGGUGUACCUGCUGCUCAAGCCCAGCUUCCACGAGCUGCUGUCCAAGGACGGGGCUCUGCUGCGGGCCCUGCACAGCCUCCUGUGCUGCCCCGGCGCUUGCAGCAGCUGCAGUGAGGUUUUUGAGCGUUUCAGCGGCUGCCCCAGGUGCCACGCUCCCCCCCGGCUGCCCGGCGGCCCUGCCCGGCGUGGGCCCCUGGCCGUGCUGGCCGGCGGGGCCGCGGGGCAGCCGGGGCUCGGGAGGACGGUGCAGGUGGUGGUGCUGCUCACACGGAGGUGGCCAGGCCUGGGCACUGCCAGCGUGGCACGGGAGGCCCUGCCCUCGGCCAUGGCCAAGGAGCUGCUCUGA